Messenger RNA from Petromyzon marinus (sea lamprey), 2157 nucleotides. It is a transcript of the gene CDC45, whose product is annotated as cell division cycle 45. Gene Ontology annotation, biological process: DNA replication initiation; mitotic DNA replication preinitiation complex assembly; double-strand break repair via break-induced replication. Gene Ontology annotation, molecular function: single-stranded DNA binding; DNA replication origin binding; chromatin binding. Lineage: Eukaryota; Metazoa; Chordata; Hyperoartia; Petromyzontiformes; Petromyzontidae. The record is from RefSeq and is a predicted model, not a curated record. Gene Ontology annotation, cellular component: DNA replication preinitiation complex.
UCCUAUUGGCCGGCUCACCCCAUCAACAGUCCCCACCCUCCCAGUUUCUGACCAAUCAGCUCGCGUCUUGCUGCUGUAGCUCAGGGGGCAGGGCAGGGCAGGCGAGAGGCGGGGCUGGGUGGUUUUUGGCGCCAAAAUUCGCGAUCGAUCUCUGCGGAGCGCGAACAUCGCGAUCGGAUUGAUGCGUUUUUACCACCGAUUUAACGAUAAAACUUAAAGCGUUUUGUGUUUUAAUAGCUAACAAUUAGCUGCUGGCUUGCGACGAUGUUUCUGUCGGAUUUUAAGAAGGAGUUCUAUGACGUGAUCUGUCGUGAGAGGGUGCUCAUCGUGCUGGCUGUGGAUGUGGACUCUCUCUGUGCCUGCAAGAUCAUCCAGGCCCUGUUCCAGUGUGACCAGGUGCAGUACACUCUGUUGACUGUGUCAGGGCUACGCGAGUUGGAGGAGACGUUCGCUGAACACAGAGACCAGUUCUCCCACUUCCUGCUGGUGAACUGCGGGGCCACAGUGGAUCUGCUGGAGACGCUGCAGCCCACCGAAGGCUCCACCAUCUUCGUGCUCGACUCCCACCGUCCAGUCGACCUGGUCAACGCCUACAACCACACGCAGGUGAAGCUGCUUGUAAGAAAGGACGAUGAGGUGGACGUGCCGGCGUACGAUCACAUCUUCAGAGACGACGACGAGGUGGAGGAGGGGGAUGGCGGGGAGGGGGAGGGCGAGGAGGGGAGGGGUCAGGGAGGUGGCGACUCUGGGAACGACAGCGAAGACGAUCGACCGUCGGGCAAACGCAGGCGGUUUGAUGAGGAAUCUCUGUUGAGAAGAAUCGACAGGAGGAGGGAAAGGAGAGCCUGGGAAGAGAAACGGCAGGAGAUACUUUUUGAAUACGAACAGUUUGAAUAUCACGGCACAUCUUCGGCUUUGCUGCUCUUCGAGUUGGCUUGGACGAUGUCAAAAGACUCCAAUGAUAUGUUGUGGUGGGCCAUCGUGGGUCUCACCGCUCAGUGGCUGCACGACAAAAUCACACAUGCGAAGUAUGUCUCGGACGUGGCAGACCUACAGAGGCACGUGUCUCGUCACAACCAUCGCCAUGACGACGAGGAUGUCCGCGUCUCCCUCGACCGCAUGCGCAUCACCUUCCAGUACGACCUGCGCCUGGCCCUGUACCAGCACUGGUCGCUGUUUGAGUCGCUGUGCCACUCACUGUACUCGUACGCCGGCCUCAGACUCUGGUCCCUGCACGGGCACAAGAGGCUCCACGCCCUGCUCGCAGACAUGGGUCUGCCACUGAAGCAGGUGAAGCAGAAGUUCCAGUGCAUGGACGUGAAGCUGAAGGAGAACCUCCUGGCUGCCAUCGAUGAGUCGGCCACCAAGUUUGGUAUGGGGGACAUGCGUGUGCAGACUUUCUGCGCCGAGUUUGGCUUCCGCUCGCGCUUCCUGGCUGGGGACGUCGCCCUCGCGGUCGCCGCUCUCGCGGCCUCCACGACCCCCGACCCCGAACACCCUGGGGGAGGGGCAGGGGGGGGAGCCAUCGCUGCCCUACACUCACUCUCCAGGGGCAACGUGUCUCUGCUGCUGCGUGGCGUGGAGCAGGCCAAGCGGCAGCUGUGCAGCCUGCACGAGGCCGUGACGUCGUGCGUGGGCACCGGCCGCGUCGUCUCGCAGGGUCCCUUCCUCUACUGCUGCCUGCACGAGGGCACGCCGGAGCUGGCCAUGUUCUCUGAGCCCAGCUUCCUCUCUCAGUUCAGCAAACACCUCCUGCACACCUUCAUCAAGUCGACUCGGAACCGGAAGUGCCAGCGGCUGCCCCUGGUGGUGGCGGCUCCCACAAUGCACGGCGACUCCACACUGCUCACCGGCUGCCCUCCCCAUGGGGACGCCAGCGACAAGAAGAAUUUCUUUGGCCGGGCUUUUGAGAAAUCUGCGGAGAGUUCCGGAUCCAGAACCACGCAGAAAUACUUCACCCUGUCAGUUGUGGAGCUGAAAACUGAGGAUCGAGGGAAAUUCCUGGACGCGCUCAUCACUUUAUUAUCUUAGACUCGCAUACACACACACAUACACACACACACUCAUACACACACAUUCAUACACACACACAUAUACACUCAUACAUACACACACAUUCAUACACACACACAUACAUACACACUCAUACACACACAU